Molecule: messenger RNA, 653 nt
Organism: Sinocyclocheilus rhinocerous
Lineage: Eukaryota; Metazoa; Chordata; Actinopteri; Cypriniformes; Cyprinidae
Product: acid-sensing ion channel 1-like
Exons: 3
Coding region: 27-653 (208 amino acids)
Biological process (GO): sodium ion transmembrane transport
Cellular component (GO): plasma membrane
Molecular function (GO): ligand-gated sodium channel activity
Source: RefSeq, a predicted model, not a curated record
CUGAGAGCUUUUAAACUUCAAGAAACAUGGAUAUUAAAACGGAGUCUGAAGACAAUCUGGACUGCGACCAGCCCGCGCCCAUUGAAGUUUUCGCCAGCAGGUCCACGCUCCAUGGCAUCUCGCACAUGUUCAGUUAUGAACGCCAGUGCAUCAAACGAUGCAUCUGGAUAAUGUUUUUCAUGGGUUCGUUUUCGUUCCUGGUGCUUGUUUGCGUGGACCGCAUCAAGUUUUACUUCCAGUACCCCCAUGUCACCAAGCUGGACGAGGUCACGGCACCAAUGAUGGCGUUUCCCGCCAUUACCUUCUGCAACCUGAACUCUUUCCGCUUCGGCCGCGUGACGCGCAACGACCUGUACCACGCGGGCGAGCUGCUCGCGCUGUUAAACGGCAGGUAUGAGAUCCGGGAUACACACAUGGUGGAGGAGAGCGUUAUGAUGACCCUGAAGGAUAAGGCGGACUUCUCCAGCUUCAAGCCCCGCCCCUUCAACAUGCGCGAGUUCUACGAUCGAGUGGGCCACGACAUUAAGGAAAUGCUGCUGUCCUGCUACUUCAGAGGAGUGGAAUGCAGUGCCGAAGACUUCUCAGUGGAGCAGAGCUGUGGUGUGUGUUUGUCAGUGAUGGAUGACGCUGAAGCGUCUGCUUGUUUGCCGUGA